Messenger RNA from Cylindrotheca closterium, 4125 nucleotides. The record is from the annotation of a GenBank genome assembly. NCBI's taxonomy places the organism in Eukaryota, Bacillariophyta, Bacillariophyceae, Bacillariales, Bacillariaceae.
AUGAAGAUGGUGACCAGGGCUCUCUUGUUCCUUCAGCUGCUGCAAACGGCAGUUUCAGCGCCGCCCUUUGAAGUACCGCCAGGUCUUGAGGAUAACUACGCACCUGGUCUGCGACAAGUGCUCUUAGACCAGCAAAAUCUACCAUGUACGCUGUACGACAACAUUGUCGAAUUUGAGGAUGGAACAGGAAAAAGUGAUUGGAUUUGUGAAGUCUUUGGACAAGACGCCAAGAACGCUGGCAGCAAAAGAGCUUUCUCUACAGCCUGGGUGGAGGGAAUGGAGCAUGUUCUAGCUGCCAAUCCAAACAUUCAAAGCGGCAAAACCACUCUGCUUGCACAAGGAGCUGGACUUUCCGACCACAAACUGACAAUUGAUCCUGGUAUCCCGCUUACAUUUGGCGAAGUGGAUCCAUCUUCCGGAAUAUCAAACCGUAGACAACGAAGGCUGGCAGCAAGGACCGGCGAUUUAGAAGUCCUAGUGGUACGAGUGACCACUGCCGAUGCUUCCUUGACAAAGCAAAAGGCAGAAAUCAGUGGCGAUGUCUUUGGAACAAGUGGAAGCGGCGAUACCCUCAACUUGAAAAGCAUGGUGGAAGAAUGCUCCGCCAACGAGCUCAGAAUCAAUCCGGGCGAUGGAACUGGCUCUUAUUGUGUCGACAAUGCGGAUGCCGUCUUUGAUGUUCCACGCACUACUGAUUCUGUCCCCCAUAACUGUGACUGGUUCACUCGCUACUUGUUUACUACAAGAGGAGAUUUGUGCCUUUACUAUGGUGAUUAUUCACAAGAAUCACCAACUGUCAAUGUUACCAAAACUGCCAACACUGAAUGUUGUAUUUGCGGUGGUGGAAAUACUGUUAACUAUAACAAUAGCGUGGUGGACGGGGUCAUGGAUUUACAACUACUGACUAUCGAUGCCGCUGGAAGCACUUACAAAGAGCUCGAGGUCGCUGCCUUGGAAGCGCUGGAGGAUCUCUUUGGUGUUGACAGACUGGAUGAAAAGUUUGAUAACGUCAUGCUUUGCUUGCCUAAGGGAUCCCACAGUCCUUCUAAUGUGAACGCUAAAAAUUGGAUCGCAUAUGCUGGCCUUGGAGGGUAUCGUAGUGUGUUCAAUGGGGACUUCAACUGUGCCAAUGAAAUCACUCAAGUACACGAAUUCGGACAUAAUUUUGGCCUUGGCCAUGGCUGGGAAGGAAGUGUACAAUAUGGGGAUCAGACUGGAGCCAUGGGGUUUGCAACCGGUGUGGCGGAUGAUGUCGCAGCGAAUAACAGAGUGUGUUUCAAUGGUGCACACUCGUGGUUUCUAGGCUGGUACACUCCCUACAACGUUGAAAUCGACCCCUUGACCACAAACUUUGCUGGAAAUCUAGUGGGUGUUGACAGAGUCCCCAAUGUGGCUAGUUGCGAGAACGUUGUCUUGAAACUGACAAACUCUGUAGCAGAUCAUUACGUCAUCUACAAUCAUGCAGUAGGGGCGAAUGAAGGCACAGUUGAAUAUGCAAAUCAUGUUACAAUAACUUCCAUGAACACCACGAAAACCGUAACAUACAUCCAGGCGACCUUAGGAAAUGGAGGCACUUAUGCAACGUUUAACAACUGGGAUGGAACUACAGAAUCCGUGACCGUUUUGGCGACAUCUAUCAACACAGAUGCCGCCACUGGCAGCGCAGUGGUUGAAGUAUGGAAAGGCGGAAUCAACGAUCGGCCAGCGCUCCAAAGUGCUUGUGCUCCGGAUCCUACGUCUGACCCAACCUCAGGACCGACUGGUGAACCCACACCUGUGCCUACAUCUGGUCCAACGAGUCUCCCAACCUCAGCGCCAACCAAUCGUCCAUCAUCAGGACCAACAAGUGAACCCACGGCUGCUCCUACCUCUGGUCCCACAUCUGGACCUACCUCUGGGCCUACACCUGCUCCUACCUCUGGGCCUACGUCAGGGCCAACAAGUGGACCCACACAUGCUCCUACCUCUGGUCCAACAAGUGGACCCACGCCUGCUCCUACCCCUGGUCCAACAUCCGGACCCACUUCUGGGCCUACACCUGUUCCCACGUCUGACCCUACGUCUGGACCAACAAGUGGACCAACACCUGCUCCUACCUCAGGUCCAACAUCUGGACCGACCUCUGGGCCAACACCUGCUCCCACCACUGGGCCGACGUCGGGACCAACAAGUGGACCAACACCUGUUCCUACCUCUGGGCCAACAUCCGGACCCACCUCUGGGCCUACGUCUGGACCAACAAGUGGGCCAACACCUAUUCCUACCUCUGGUCCAACAUCCGGGCCCACCUCUAGGCCAACUUCUGGCCCCACAUUAGGUCCUUCGCCCGCUCCUAGUUCAGGCCCAACAUCAGGACCAACGAGUGGCCCUACAAUUGGACCAACUACGGAGCCCACUUCUGGUCCUACUUCAGGCCCGACAUCAGGACCAACGAGUGCCCCAACCUCUGGUCCUACUUCAGAUCCAACGUCGGGUCCUACAGCAGGUCCUACACCGGCACCCACCUCUGGUCCUACUUCAGCGCCCUCUUCUGUUCCAACUUCAGGUCCAACAUCCACCCCAACAGCAACUCCGAACGCGGCGCCUACAACCCCUGGCCCUACAUCAGGACCGACAUCCAAACCAACUUCAGGUCCAACCUCUGGCCCUACAUCAGGUCCUAGUGUCGGACCUACAUCUGGUCCUACUACUGGACCGACAUCUGGUCCUACAAAUGGCCCUACUACUGGACCGACAUUAGCACCAACACCCGGACCAACUAAUGGGCCAUCAUCUGGGCCAACUUUAGUUCCAACAAGCGGUCCUACGUCUGAGCCUACAGGCGAACCUACCUCGGGACCAACGCCCGCACCCACAUUGGGGCCAACUGUCGGGCCUACAGGUGGUCCUACUUCUCUACCAACAGCCGGGCCCACAAGUGUCCCAACUGCCGGCCCCACAAUAGGACCGACUUCAGGACCCACGAGUGUCCCAACUGCCGGUCCCACCUCUGGACCAACAAGUGGACCAACAUCUGGCCCCACAGCAGGACCGACUUCGGGUCCCACAGAUGUCCCUACUGCCGGCCCCACCAUAGGGCCUACCAGUGGCCCUUCAUCUGUACCAACAAGUGGCCCAUCCUCCGGCUCUACACCCCAACCAACUUCAGGUCCUACGUCUGGACCAACCUCUGGUCCUACGUCUGGACCAACCUCUGGUCCUACAUCUGGUCCUACUUUAGCGCCCACCUCUGAACCGACGAUUGGACCAACCUCUGGUCCGACUUCCGGGCCCACAGCUGGCCCUGUCUUGUCUCCAGUUGCACCUCCAGCUGCACCUUCAGUUGCAUCUCCCGUUGCAUCUCCAGUUGCAAACGACGACGAGCCGGAAACCGAGGUGACUGGUGAUCCCCAUUUCAAGACAUGGAAGAAUGAACACUUUGAAUUCCAUGGGCAGUGUGAUAUUGUCAUGAUUUCGGACAAGGACUUUGCCAACGGCCUUGGCAUUGAUAUUCAUAUCCGUACCAAGAUUGUUCGAUUCUGGAGUUACAUCGAAAAGGCUGUCAUCCGCAUUGGCAAUGACAUUCUUGAAAUCGAAGGAUUGCCCGAUUUUUCUGCCAGCUAUUGGAUCAACUACGAACACAUGGGCGAGUUGUCUGAUCUAUCUGGCUUCCCUGUAUCCCUCAAUGAUAACACCGAUCGGUACACAAUUGAUUUGGGUAGUCUGUACCCAGGAGAAAAGAUUGUGAUCAAAACCUUCAAGGAGUUUGUUGGAGUGAAAAUUCUUGGUGGGUCUGAGACUUCUUUCGGAAAGUCUAUUGGUAUCACUGGUGACUUCAAGACGGGCAACACCUAUGCUCGCGAUGGAAGCACUGUAUUGAAUGACUUUACCGAACUUGGAAACGAAUGGCAAGUCCUUCCUUCUGAUGGACACUUCUUCCAUACAUUGUCUCGGCCACAGUUCCCAGAGAAGUGCAUGGUGCCAGAAAAUCCACAGGGAGAACGCAAGCGUCGAUUGGGUGAGAGUACUGUCUCAGAAGAACAAGCUGAAGCCGCUUGUGCUGGACUUGAAGAUGAGUUCAGCCGCAAGGGUUGCAUGUACGAUAUCUUGGCUACUCAAGAUUUAGAAAUGGUCGGCGCCUAUUAG